Verruconis gallopava is the source of this 3553-nucleotide messenger RNA. RefSeq lists its product as uncharacterized. The record is from RefSeq and is a predicted model, not a curated record. Gene Ontology annotation, molecular function: metal ion binding. Gene Ontology annotation, cellular component: mitochondrial matrix. Bases 194 to 3442 code for a protein of 1082 amino acids. NCBI's taxonomy places the organism in Eukaryota, Fungi, Ascomycota, Dothideomycetes, Venturiales, Sympoventuriaceae. The transcript is spliced from 2 exons. Gene Ontology annotation, biological process: protein processing.
CGUACACGCAAGCUACAACGGCGAGCCGUCGCACACCGGUGCUUGUGUGCUCAGUUUGCAUUUCCUCCUUUUGGCCAUCUUGGGACCCACAUAUCCUAGCUGUCCAGAACGAUAGAGACUUCUUGCUGUGGCGACGCCGAUGUCUUGACAAACUCCGCGCCCAACCCGACUAAGCCUAGGAGCCCAUGGCUGUAUGAGAAGCAGGCUAGCAUUCCCGUACAUCUCCAUCUCCGUCCUCAUCGCCCUCCUCGCUGUCCUCCUCUACCCUUCCGUCUUCACCAUGCUACGCGCCCGAAUCCCCUCCGCGUGGCGCCAGUCGCUGCUUUCUCGCCAGCCGCGCACAUAUGCUACCACCGCCUCGUCGAAUGCUUCCAUAACAGACCCGUCCGCCUUCCCCAAGCCCGGCUCCAAACUCCACGGCUUCACGCUUCAGCGCACCCAGCACGUACCUGAGCUUGAGCUCACCGCUGUGCAUCUUCAGCAUGACAGGACGGGCGCCCAGUAUCUGCAUGUGGCGCGGGGGGACCCGAACAAUGUGUUUGCCAUCGGAUUCAAGACGAACCCGCCGGAUGGGACCGGUGUGCCGCAUAUUUUAGAGCAUACCACUCUGUGCGGGAGUGUCAAAUACCCGGUUCGCGAUCCCUUCUUCAAGAUGCUCCCUCGCUCUCUCUCAAAUUUCAUGAACGCAUUCACGUCCUCCGAUCAUACGACCUAUCCGUUCGCUACGACCAACGCGCAAGACUUUCGGAACCUCAUGUCCGUCUACCUCGACGCCACUCUGAAUCCACUUCUCAAAGCUACCGAUUUCGCGCAGGAAGGCUGGCGCAUAGGUCCCGAGAAUCCACUGGCGGCCGCAAGCAAGAAUGGAAGCGAUGCUGAAGCCGCUGAGAAGCUGGUGUUCAAAGGCGUUGUAUACAACGAGAUGAAGGGCCAGAUGAGCGAUGCGAGCUAUCUGUAUUACAUACGCUUCCACGAGCACCUGAUCCCCGCGUUGAACAACUCCGGUGGUGACCCAGCCAAGAUCACGGAUCUAACGUACGAGCAGCUGAAGAGCUUCCACGCCGUGCAUUACCACCCCAGCAACGCAAAGAUCUUCACCUAUGGCGAUAUGCCGCUUGCAGAGCACCUUAAAGAGGUCGGGGAGCAGCUAGACAAGUUCGAGCGGAUCGAGAUAGAUACCGAUAUCAAGCAGCCGAUCGAUCUGUCCAUGGGCCCCAAGACGGUCACGAUCAAAGGGCCCGUAGACCCUCUCGUGCCGGCGGACAAGCAGCACAAAACGUCUUUGACGUGGGUCGUGAAAGAGGCUGAAGAUAUGGUCGAGCGAUUUGGCCUGAGUGUGCUUUCCAGUCUACUUCUGGACGGAUACGGCUCACCGCUGUACACAUCUCUCAUCGAGAGCGGCCUCGGCUCCGACUUCACGCCAAACACCGGAUUCAGCGCCACAGGGCGCGGUGCCAGCUUCUCCGUUGGUCUAACGGGCGUGCAGGAGUCAUCCGUGUCGGCCGUGCAUGAAGCCAUCCACAAAACGCUGCGGGAAGUGCACGAGAAAGGCUUCGAGAAGAUCAAGGUCGAGGGGAUAUUGCAUCAGCUUGAGCUAAGUCUCAAGCACAAGACUGCCCAUUUCGGCAUGGGACUUAUGAACCGCGUAACCCCCGAUUGGUUCAAUGGCGUUGAUCCAUUUGACGCGCUGGCUUGGCAGAAGACUGUGGACGGAUUCAAGGCGCGCUAUCACGCGGGCGGUUAUCUUGAGGGGCUGCUAAAGAAGUACUACCUCACAGAGAAAACGUUGACGUUUACGAUGGUUCCCUCGGAGACGUACGCUGCCGAAGUUGUGGAGGAGGAGAACCAGCGACUUGAGAGGAAGAUCGAGGAGGCCAGCAAGGACUUUCCGGGCGCUGAGGCCGCGAAGGAACAUCUCGUUCAGCGCGAGCUCGAAUUGUUGGAGGAGCAAGAGAACGGAAGGAAUCAGGACUUGAGCUCGCUGCCUACCCUGCAUGUGGCUGACAUACCCCGCGUGAAGCCGGAGAAGGAGCUUCGACACACGAGCAUGGGAGACGUACAGGUGCAGUGGCGAGAAGCCCCCACCAACGGACUCACGUACUUCCGCGCUGUGCACCGCUUCGAGAAUCUGCCUGACGAACUUAGGGAGCUGAUUCCUCUGUUCACGGAGGCGCUUCUCAGACUGGGCACCCGAACCAUGAGCAUGGAGAAGCUGGAGGAACUUAUCAAGCUACGUACGGGUGGCAUUAACGUCGGAUAUCAUUCCUCAACAUCGCCUACCGACCUGGACAGAUAUGAGGAAGGGCUCGUGCUGUCUGGAUACGCGUUCGAUCGCAACGUGCCGGCCAUGUAUGAGCUCAUGCGCACACUGCUCAUUGAGACGGACUUUGACAGUCCCGAAGCCGAAAAACGCAUCUUACAGCUUUUGCAAACCAGCGCAAUGGGAGCGAUUGACGGUGUUGCAGAGACAGGCCACGCAUACGCCAGGCGGUAUGCCAUGGCUGGCCUGACGCCAGAGGGGAGAUUACGAGAACAGAUCUCCGGCUUGACGCAGGUUCAGCUCACGGCAGCGCUGGCGUCACGGUCUGAGCCGGGCGCGUUGAGAGACGUCAUAGACAAGCUAAAAAUUCUCCAACAGAUUGCGAUAUCGAACGCAAGCUCGUUGCGCGUAGCCUUGAAUUGUGACCCUGAGAGCGUAAGCACAAACGAGAAAAUGCUUCAGGAUUUCUUGCAGACGCUGCCGGCCAAGAUCAACACAACGGGUCUCGAGACGGCUACACCGCAGCAGACCAAGUUCGCACGGAACGCAAAGACAUUCUUUCCACUGCCCUACCAAGUGUAUUAUUCUGGAAUCGCGCUUCGCACAGUACCAUACACGCAUCCCUCCGGCGCUGCGCUGCAGGUUCUUGCUCAGCUCCUCACGCACAAGCACCUACACCACGAAAUUCGGGAAAAGGGCGGGGCUUAUGGUGGUGGCGCCUUUUCUCAGGGCCUCGGUGGUGUCUUUGGUUUCUACAGCUACCGGGAUCCCAAUCCUCAGAACACACUCCGCAUCGUUGAGGAGACGGGACGAUGGGCUGUGGAUAGGGAGUGGACCGAUAGGGACAUCGAAGAGGCGAAGUUGAGCGUGUUCCAAGGACUCGACGCGCCCCAGAGCGUGGCAGACGAAGGCAUGACGCGGUUCUUGGCCGGUGUUGAAUGGGCGGCGCAGCAGAAGAGGAGGGAGCAGCUUCUCGAUGUAAAGGCGGAGGACGUCAAGAGAGUCGCGGAGGAAUACCUGAUCAACCGCGCCAAGGACGCUGCUACGGCAGUGUUGGGAGAGAGGAAGGCCUGGGUCAAAGACGGCGAGUGGACGUUGAAGGACUUGGGCGCGCUCGCUGAGCGAGUCGAAGAAUUCGAGGAUGCCCACUCGUCUGCGUCCGCGUCGGCAGCUGCGGCAUAGUCAUUUGUGCGCAAUGAACCAUUGCAAUCGCCUUGUAGAUAUCCCCUGUAGAACUAGAUGUACAAACAGCCUCCAUCCUCCGCAGAUGCCCGUCUUUCGCACGGCAUCAUU